Molecule: messenger RNA, 680 nt
Organism: Setaria italica (foxtail millet)
Lineage: Eukaryota; Viridiplantae; Streptophyta; Magnoliopsida; Poales; Poaceae
Exons: 3
Coding region: 31-474 (147 amino acids)
Source: RefSeq, a predicted model, not a curated record
UGGCCCACGUUCCUCAUCGCUAGAGACGAGAUGCGGGGAGUCGGAGGUCCGCUGCUCACCAUCGGGGACCUCCUCAGCGACCUCGCCGUCGACGGCGGCGAUGAUCCCCUCGCCGCCGGCGGAGAUGCGUCCAUACCCUCCUCUCUCUCGGCGGAGCAGCAGGCGGGGGAAGCCGACCCGUCCGAUCUCAGCCGGCUCUUCGAGGAACACUACAACCAUUUGAUGAAGGCGCUCCAAGAGAACGAUCCCUCGUGGCCAUCGCUGAUGCUGAAGCUAUGCGCUGCGUUGAAGACUGCAGAUAAGCUAGUGAGCUGCGCGAACACGAAUGCCGAACGGUUGGUGGAGAAGGUGAAGGCACUGGAGGGCGUCCUCGAGAAGGGAGACCGCGCGGUGGCAGAGAUUGUAGAAAGUCUCCAGAGGUCAGGCGUCGCCAAGGAUCAUCGGAGUUCCCAAUCGAAAUCAGCUAGCAAGUAGCGGCAUAUUGGUGUGCUCGUGUUUGUCAUGUAAAUGUGGGCUCUUGUCACUGAUCCUGGGUAUUGAAAAGAGUUGUAUGCCCAUCUUUGUUUUUAACUCCUACAGUCUGCUUGUGCUUUAGCACUGUUGGAAUCUUGUUGGAAUGUGUUUUGUAUUUAUCUCGAUACAUGUUGCUCGUUUCUUCAUUCAUUCAUUGGUUUGGUUCC